Messenger RNA from Phymastichus coffea, 5458 nucleotides. RefSeq lists its product as uncharacterized. Gene Ontology annotation, biological process: protein import; protein targeting. Bases 135 to 5366 code for a protein of 1743 amino acids. Gene Ontology annotation, molecular function: ABC-type protein transporter activity; ATP binding. The record is from RefSeq and is a predicted model, not a curated record. The transcript has 13 exons. Gene Ontology annotation, cellular component: membrane. Lineage: Eukaryota; Metazoa; Arthropoda; Insecta; Hymenoptera; Eulophidae.
GUGCACACGUGUUGGGCUCUAAAUUCUGGUGAAAUACAUAAAUUCGUGACUACCUGAAAAGUAAUAUUUUCAAGUUCCAACAAUCGACGAUAAUAAACGUUUCGAGAAUAAAUAUUUCACUAAAGGAGCAAAACAUGCCCCAGCUGAGUGAGAAAAUAACGACAGACACUCUGCGAAAAAUCGCAUCCAACGAGGAAUACGAUGAGAAUGAGAUUCUUUGCAUAGCAGAGUACCUCGUCAAGCUUUACGAGUACGAUUUCGACGCACAAUUUGGUCUGAUCACGACCAACGAUCCAGCCGAAAGUGAAGUCCUGGAAAAAAUCAAGCAAUUGAACAUCGAGAACACGUCUUUUUUUGCGAUAUACAGCAAAGGAAUUAAACAUUGGGUUUGCUUCGCCGUCACUUACUUGUACAAUUCGGUGAUUGUGUUGUACAAAGAUUCGUUGGGAGUUCAAAUACCGCAUAAUUUGAGAGAGUCGAUUGGCGAUAAUUUAAAGGAUUACAGAGUUAGAUUUGAGAGUCAUCGGGGUACUGAACAAGGUGACGAGACUAGUUCAGGACCCAUUUGUUUAAGAAAUUUGCAAGUAUUGCUGAAGGGAAUGCAAUCGGAAAGUAUCAAGGUACCACUGAUUGAGAAAUUUCAGAAAGUACGAUUCUGCACCCAAUACGGUGUGCAAAGUGUCAAGCGAGAAUUUCGACUAUGGCUACAAAAGUAUCUACUCAUUGGUCUGGAAGAAGUAGCUACAGAACUUUUAGAAGAUCAAAAUUACGAAGAUUUUCGCCAAGAAUUGUGUCACUUCAUUGAUAGUUGCUUGAAAAUACUUAAAGAGACGUAUGUGUUGUCCAGUACGUACGUUUCAAUUCUGAAGUCUGAGGCAAAGAAAAAGGAUCAAGAUCCUCGUUACGAAAGCGAUCACAAAAGCCAAAGAGCAAUGAAGGAUACUAAGGAAAGCUUCUACAGAAACAAUGCAAUACAAAGGAGUUUGAAGUUCGACAAGCACGAUUUUAUUGAUCUGGAUGAGGGACAUCGAGUUUACAAUCUGGAUAUACAGGAGAAGUAUCCCGAGCAAAUGCAAAAAUUCACAAAAAUCUUCGCAGUUUUGUCGCAAGCCGAGAUGAAUGAUGAGCUAGAAAAAGCUCUGAAACAAGUCAGUCUAAUGUUGAAUCUCAAAUUUGACAAAUUAAAAAUAUUCUUCGAGCAAGCCAAACAAUCAAGACGCCCGGAACUUACGAGGGCCAAUUUCACACCAUCUACUAGAUUAGCUCAUCUCGAGAAAGCCAUCGAAGCUGUAAAAGCAAAAUCUAAAGGAAUUAAGGAAUCUCUGAAACAAGACUCAGCCGACAAAAAGAUUAAAAACUGGGAGCGUUUAAUCUCUGAAUUAAUACUCGAUGUACAAUCAUCUCAAGACACGACAGCCGAAGAAAUAGCAGCUCAAACAAAAACCAUCCGCGAGAGUUUGCCGCAGAUUGAGAAGUAUUACGCCGAGUGGUCGAAGCGUGAUAUCGCCGAUAUUAAUAUGUACUCAAACGCCUGCAAAGCCGACGAGAAGGUAUUUACACAAGAUCAGAUAUACGAAGCUAUCGCUGUUCUUGAUCGAGCCAAUGAAUUGGCAACUGGAGGUUACAGAUUGAGAGCACCUCAAAUUCUUUCGGUACUGGUGUUUCUUAACUCCAUGGGGUCAUAUCACGGCAAACUUUGCCAGAUUGAGAGUGGUGAAGGCAAAACUGUGAUAGUAUCACUGUUAGCUACUAUGGUCAUUUUGCAAGGAGAAAAGACCGUCGACGUAAUAACCAGUAACGCCGUGCUAGCACAAGAAGGUGUGGACAGUCGUAAAUUGUUUUACUCGCUCUUUAACAUCAGUGUUGCUACCAAUGCAGCCGACAAAACUUACGCUCAGGGACCGAGAAAGUGUUAUCUUGCUGACGUUGUCUACGGCAGUAUCAGUGACUUUCAGUUCGAUUUCUUAAGAGACACAGCCGAAGGUUUAGGGACGAUGAGUGGCAGGCAAUUCGGCCGUGUAAUUCUCGACGAAGUUGACAACAUGUUGGUCGACAACGGCAGACACAUCGCCAAGAUAUCAUCACCGUUUCCUGGCAUGGAGAACCUCAAGUAUAUCUACAUCCAAAUUUGGAGCGAGCUGGUGAACGCCGAGUCAGAAUUGAUGGAUGAUUUUCAAGAGAAACUGAACAGCUUUUCCGACCUUAAGAAUGCCAAAGACAUGGCAGUCACGGAGUUUCUCAGGAUCUUCGAUGCGUCUAUGAUUGGAAGAAUUGAGGAAAGGAUCAAAAUUAACUUGAAGGAUUUAGAUUUGAAAUUCGUGCCAACGCACGUCCUUAAAUAUGCCGAAACCAUGAUACCAAAGUGGAUCGGUAAUGCGAUUCGUGCGCGAUACUUUAUCCACGAGAAUGAACAAUAUUCCAUUAAAGAAUCCAACGGCGAACUUGCUGUGAUCCCUGUCGAUUACAGCAAUACUGGUGUCACUCUGAAAAACACCGUGUGGUCGUACGGUCUGCAUCAGUUCGUGCAGCUCAAACACAAUUUACGUAUCAGCCCAGAGAGUCUGACCAGCAGUUGCGUGUCGAAUUACGCUUAUAUCGGCAAGUACGGCGAUAAGAUCUUUGGACUGACAGGUACUUUAGGAUCGAAGGCCGAGCAGGAUUUGUUGUCGUCGAUCUAUAAUGUAGAUUACGCGAGAAUUCCAACCUACAAGACAAAAUUGUUCGUGGAGAUGAAGGGAAUCGUCGUACCGGACGAUGAGUGGUGUUACGAGGUUACUCUGAUGACGAUUGGAAUAAUUCGAUCGACGGGUAGAGCAGUCUUGAUAAUCUGUAAAACAAUAGCCGACUUGAUGAUGCUGGAAGAGCAGUUCGAAGCGGUGAAAGAAUUACCGUGGGACUGCAAGAUCAAAUUGAAGAAAUUUCAAGACGAAGACACAGCUGACGUGACGCAGGAGAUGGUAUCCCCAGGUGACGUGAUCGUCGCAACUAACAUUGCUGGUCGCGGUGCUGAUUUCAAGACCUCACGAGAGCUUGAGAAAAAUGGUGGCUUACAUGUAUGCGUUGGAUUCUGUCCUGACAAUGAACGUGUGCGAGAACAGGCUUUCUUCCGUACUUCAAGGCAGGGAAAUUUAGGGAGUGCCCAGUUAAUUGUCAGGGAGAGCGAGAUAAGAAAGCUGAAUAUUGAUGUUUCUAAUUUAGAUGAGAUUGAUUUCGAUGAGAUGAAAAGAAGAAUCGACAUUAAUGAAAGAGAAAGACUGAGUGAUAUCAAACUAUCAAAAGUGGACGUAUUGCGCUACGAGGACGCACUGUUCAGUUUAUUUUCCGAUUUCUGUCAAGAAUUAAAGAACAACAAUGUGAUAACUUGGGGCCAUUCGUACUUGAUGAAGGACUUGAAAGAGUAUUGGGCAUUUUGGCUCGAGGAUCAAAAUUUCGAAGGCAAGCAGUUCUCAUUGAAAGAUGCCAGUUUCAUUUUUUUCAAAUUCAAACAUCACGAGAAGACAAAAAAGAUCGUUGAAGGCUCGAUAUCGCAGAAUCCUUAUUACGGAGUGUUGCAAGCCGACUUCUUCUUGAAAAACGACGAGGUUGACAAGGCUAAGGCCUCGUUGAUCAACGCGAUUUGCUUGAGUAAAAACGCGGGUGUUAUGUAUCCAGCGUUUCUCACGUUAUUUGACGCGACGCUCGAAGAGAAGGGUCCUCUCCUAGCCAAAUUCAAAAGCGUCCUGUCCAAGACUUUCCCUACCAGUAACUCCAACGGCGAGAAGCCCGUGAGCUUUAUUGCCGAGCUUCAAGACUACUUGAACAUAACGCAUGCGGGUUUGAGCGAAGAAAUAUCCUUCAUGGAGAAUCAUUAUUUCAACGACGACUGUAAUUACGAUUUUCAACGUGUACUUUUGAAACGUAUUAACGGACGUGACAAUCUAUUGGUGAAGCAUUUGGCCGCUAAAUUGACUACAUUGAAGCUUUAUUGCAGUAACGUUGAGGUUUUGCUAGAAGCUACCGAAAGUAGCGACGCGCAAAAUUUAACGAUUAGUCGAAGAUUUACGGAUUAUUUGAAAAUAUUCAAACCGGAUACUAAAGAGGAAAAGCAAACGAAGGAUCUUAUGACGGAGGCCGAACUGACGGAACUCGGCUCCAAAGGAAUGAAAACUAUUUACGGAUUAAAGAAAGUAGCUACGGUGAUGGAAUCCGUACUAGACAAAGCGAGAAAUCAGAUUUUCGGAGCUAUGACAUUGAUAGCUCGAUCAACGGCAUUCCCACCGCUGACUUUUACAAUUGCGAAUAUUGCAAGUGUAAUGGUUGCUGAGGGUGUCGCAGUUAUUGUAUUGUCACUGUUCAAAGAGGCAAAUAACAUCGACGAUCUUGCUCAAAAAGCUGAAUACCUCAAAGGUAAAUCUUUGAAUUACAUCGUAAGUCUGAUGAUCUCGGGCAAUCUAAAUCUUGAUGUCUGCAUAAAAAUCUUCCACCGUAUGGUCAGACUUUACAGAGAAUCAUAUUAUCUGCUUGAACACUCAACCGACAAUGUUAGAUUGCUUAAGAAUGUCAAUUCCACUCAAAUAGCAAGAGAUAUUAAAACCGUGGAGGAGCAUGGAGAAUAUGGAAAUGCAAACUGGACGAGAAGGAUUCGUAUACCCGAGAGCUUGGCUACACAUUUUUUUGAUACGAACAUUGCAAAUACUAUUGUCGCGCAGAUUGUUGACUUUAUUGUGGUAAAGACGGAAAGUGGUGAGCUUGAAAACGGUGUUACUGAAAAAACAAAGAAGAAAAAGACUACGAAAAAGUCUGUGUUCUUCCAAGCAUCGAAGGACUCGCAAAAUAUGGCAAAAAUUGAGUUCUAUUUAGACUCAGUAGCACCAAAGAAAUUUGGAGGUUCUUAUGACGAAGUUCGCGAUAACUUCCCCAAAUGUAGUAAUUACAUUACAAUAAACACCGUCCCCUGGGAAGCUUGUAUCAGUGGCACGCCUCAUUCGUCUAUCGAUAGAUCUCACAUGCCAUCAAUAGCAAUGUUGGACCGAGACUACAGAGGAUUACAAAAGUUACGAUUCGAGAACGAAUGUAAAAGCAAGAAAGAAAACAAAGAAGGAUCGUACACUGCCACGCAAAGGGAGCUAUUAAUGAAGGGAGAAUUUUGGCAAGUUCUUAAAAAUGAAAUUGCAGACAUAAUUGCAGUGUCAAAGUAUUACGAGAUGAACGGCAAAGAUUUUGUAAAUUAUACACUGGCAGUCACUCAAAUGUUGCAUUACUGUAAAGAUCAUGAUAUUCCGAGUGCGCCAGAAUUGGCGCAAAACGUGCAGAAAGGCCGUUUGAUUAAUCAAGAUCAGUAUAACGUUAUAAUGAAUCAUUUCAAAUCGAAACUGGCAAUUAUUUGAAGCUUACGAAAUAGUUCAAUACUUUUUGUACAUAAGUUUUCCGUAUCUGUGAUACUGAAUUGUUUUCCGUUGUUGUAUCUGUAAAUUACAAU